AUGUGGAUUCUCAUCAUCACCCUUUCUUCUCUUGUCCUCUGCUCAACUACAGAAGAGUUACUCCUGGCAGAGGGGACGCCUUGUUCGAAGUAUCAAGUGGCUUUCAACCAUUCGUGCUAUGAGAUUGUGAGGCUCCAGCGCUCUUUUGCGAGUGCCCAGAGCUGGUGCGAGAGAGGAGGGGGCCAUCUGGUCUUUAUUGAAAAUGAAGAAACCCAAAAGUUCUUGGAGGAACACAUCCUAGAGGACAAGGAGUGGUGGAUUGGGAUAACCUACAGUUCCUCUUUGAAUGAAACGACGGAAGGUCCCAUGGUUUGGCUGGACACCUCCAACAUCACCUACAGCAAGUGGCACCAAGAACCGCCCUCGGUCCUCACUUCUGCAUGCGGCUAUAUCCUGAAGAACUCUGGCUACGAGUGGGGUGUCACAGAGAACUGCAGCCAGGAAUUUGACUUCAUCUGUGAGUUUGAAUCAGGCCACAGUAUGGCUUGUGACAACAUGAAUGCAACAGUACAGUGCGGAUCAGGAGACGUGAUUCAGGUUGGGGACAGUUUUUAUGGACGGAAAACUCCCCACUACUGUGUGCUGGAGACUCCCUUGCAGUUUGAUGUGGAAGACGAAUGUAGCUGGAUCAGUGUAAAGGAUGAAGUCGCAGGGCAAUGCCAUGGGCUCCAAGCGUGUCAAGUGGCAGCUGAUGGAACCUUCUUUGGAGAUCCUUGUCCAGGUUUGGGAAGCUACCUGUCUAUUCAGUACCACUGCAUGGAAGGCUUGCGACUGGCUGUGACAGAGACGUGCUUUGUUUUUGAGAAUAUCACCAUCUCAUUUAAAUGGCUUCUCUCUCCCUACUCCGGCAAUCUCUCAUGCAUCAUUAGCAUGGGAGAUGGAAACACAAUCGAUCCUUACUACCCGCCAACUUUGUCUAGCAACGUGACCUACAGCUAUGCCUCUCCGGGUGAAUUCACCAUCUUUGUGGAAUGCACAACCAGUGAAUGGCAUGUGACGGCCCAAACGCUUAUAACCGUCCAAGAUAAAAUGGAUGAGCUUACUGUCACGGGCUGCUUCAGCCAGUCUGAAUCUGGGAAUGGCUCUCAUUGCAGGACUCUUUACAAGGAAACGUUAUGGAUCCAAGUGGCACUUAACGGAGGUAGUGGGGUGACUUACACCGUGGUAGUGGAUAACAAAACUGUGAUGGAGUCCAGUGCCAAGUUGGGAACAGUUCCUCACAAUCUGACCUUGGAUAUCACAUCUCAACAGCUGCUUGGGCCUGGGGUACAUCACCUCAAAAUCAUUGCCUCCAGCAACACCACCGAAUCAGAAAUUUCAGAAGGCCUUACCGUUCAUUUAGUUGAGCCAAUCAGUGGUCUUCAAGCCAAGCUAACCUCCAGCUCUGUGAAAUUAGGAGAAGAUCUGGAGAUCGAGGUCUUUGCACCUCACGGAAAACCAGAAAAGCUCAGGUUUGAGGUGACCGGAUCAAAUGAAACCUUCUUGCACCUGAAGGAUGGUCCUGAAGGAGAAAACAAAACCUACAGUAUUCCAGUGAAAUAUGAAGGUACUUUUCUAGUCAAGGUGCUUGCCCUGAAUGCCUUCUCAAACAUGAGCAUUGACGUAGGAACGGUCACCAUCUCGCCCAACAGCUCUGGGUACUGCUGGCCUGAGUGGACAGAAUGUGUUCAACGGCGAUCCAUCCUCAUCGACCAAAGAGAGAUACGGAUCCCGCCCACCUGCUUGCCUCCUCCCAGCUCUGCAGUGACCGUGAAAGUUACAGUUCAAACCCCAGAGAAGGAGACAAAGCAGGAUGAGCAAUGCCUUUACUUGACAGCAAAACAAGAGCUGAGCCUCCAAAUCAGCUGCAAUAAGAACUGCAAGCCAGUGGAUACCUCUGAAGAUGUUGUGCUUAGAGUCUCUACAGAGACAGAGUCAAAAGACACGCUCUACAAGUGGUACUUAGAUAAUACGUUCCGCAGAAAGCCCAAUCCGCUCCCUUCAGGCUGUAGCUUGAAUGGCUUCCGGCAGAGCAAUCUUACAAUGCUUCAGAGUGACACAACGGUGUUGGUGCUGAACAAUUCAUUUCUGCAAGCCCAAGGAAAAGCUUUUAGAAUUAAAGUUACAGCAACACAUGAGCACAAAUACGGCGAAGCAACUUAUGUCGUCAGCACUGUGCCUCCCCCUGUCGUCCCAGUAUGUUCUGUAUCCCCGAAGCAAGGAUCCGUGCUUACCCCCUUCUCCAUCUCCUGCCGCUCUCCCUGCCUGGAGGACCAGUGCCUUCCAGUGGACAGCUCCCCACUGACAUACUGUUUCUGCCUCAAGCCAAAUUCUCUCCUGCACUGUGGCCAAGAUCCUGACCUAACCUCAGUUUACCUCCCAAUCGGAGAAGAGGACAAUAACUGCCUUUUACACGUUACCAUCACUGUGAGUAACAGCUACGGGGACACCGUCCACACAAAGGCCACAGUCAGGGUUCAAAAUGAAGAUAUAAGCACGGGGAACCAGACCCUGCAGGCCAUUAUAUCAGAAAAAUCAAGCACCAUCCUGAAAGGAGAGAACAGCAGCAUGUCCCUGUUCCAGCUGUACAAGUCGGUGUCAUCCCUCCUUAAUCAAGAGACAAAAGAAGAGAGCAUUAAUUCAACUCUACGGACAGAUACCCGGAAAGAGCUGAGAGAGUUAAUGCUGACCACUCUGUCGGCUGUCAGCGUAACGUCCAUGCAGACAGCUCUCAAGAUGUCCGAGGUGCUCAAAGAAAUCACUUACAGGAGUGAAGAGCUUUCUUCUUCUGCACAGGUUGAAGCUGGUAAUACUCUGAAGGAUGUCAGUGAAUCCUUGCUGAUUGUCACCCCUGAAGAUGGAGAGGAUGACCAGAAGCGCAAGGAUGCUGCCACGUACCUGUUCAAUGCAGUGAACAAUGUCCUCGAAGCUACUGUUCAGAACAGGACUGAGGAGGCUUCUACCCCAGAAUUCAAACAGGUGUGAGCUUUCUUUUCUCAACUACUGACCACUGUGGACAACCUCCAGAGUGCCCUCCUCAUUGGGAAACUGCCUGACAAUGAACCCACUGUGCUAACAGCUUCCUCUGUGGCUAUGUACAUCAACAGGUUGCAGACAGAUGAUGUGGACAGCACACCCAUCAAUAUCUCCAACUCCAGCGCUGCCAGCUUCACCCUGCCUUCUGCCUCUUCUCUCAGCAUCUCAGGAGCCAGUGAUGAGACAGUGGAUAUCCGGAUGGUGAGCUUUUCUGUGAACCCCUUUUCCUCAACUGACAACUUUGAUAUCCACGGAGCUGUGGGAGGCCUCACCCUCACCGGCCUAGAUGGGCUGGUCAUUCCGGUGAGGAACCUUACAGAAGACAUUGAGAUAAUGCUACCCAGGAGUUUGGAAAUCCAAGAAGACAGAACUGUGUUGAAUCUGGGAAACUUCAGUGCUCUCCAAGUCAAUGUGACCUCAGUAAAUACAUCUCUAGUGAUUCAUCUGGAGCUGGACCAAAAUGUUCCACUUGUCCUGUACCUGGGAUAUGGCUAUCAACCCAAUGAGACUGACCACGAUUUGUUAACACAUGUUCCUUUUGACAGAAACACAAGAGAUACAGUGUAUUCCUGGGUUUUUCAUCCGGAAGACCUCAUUUUUGGAGAAGGAACUUAUUAUUUCACAGUGAGAGCGGAAACUGAACUGGGGCUGGUGGCCCUCAGUGACAUAAACCUCUCCAUCACUUGCUUUGUAUCCCAGUGUGUAUUUUGGGAUGAGCACCAAAGAAACUGGAACAGCUAUGGAUGCCAUGUUGGCCCCAAAACAAUCCCCAGCAGCACCCAGUGUCUCUGUAACCACCUGACAUUCUUCGGGAGCUCUUUCUUCGUCAUGCCCAACACCAUUGACGUCAGCAAAACUGUGGAAUUGUUCGCCACGUUUGUGGACAAUCCCGUGGUUGUGACAACCGUAAGCUGCAUCUUCCUUGUGUACCUGCUGGUUCUGAUCUGGGCCAGAAGAAAAGACAUCCAGGACGAUGCCAAAGUGAAGAUAACAGUGCUGGCGGAUAAUGACCCCUUGGCUCAGUAUCGCUACCUGGUGACCCUUUUUACAGGGCACCGCCGAGGGGCAGCCACAACCGCCCAGGUGACCCUCACCCUGUAUGGCCAGGAAGGUGAGAGCGAGCCACAUCACCUGGUGGACCCCGAGAUGCCGGUCUUUGAGCGAGGAGGGGUGGACGUGUUCCUGCUCUGUACUCUCUUCCCUCUGGGGGAACUGCAGAGCAUCAGACUGUGGCAUGACAACUCAGGAGACAGCCCAUCCUGGUAUGUGAACCGUGUGCUGGUCCAUGACGUUGCCACAGAUCAGAAAUGGUAUUUCCUCUGUAACUCUUGGCUGGCCAUUGAUGUUGGGGACUGUGUGUUGGAUAAAGUGUUCCCCAUAGCCACUGAGCAGGAUAUGAAGCAGUUCAGCAACCUGUUCUUUAUGAAGACCUCCAAGGGCUUCCAAGAUGGACAUAUCUGGUAUUCCAUUUUCAACCGCUCCCCCCGCAGCUCCUUCACCCGAGCCCAGCGAGUGUCCUGCUGCUUUUCACUCCUUUUGUGCACCAUGCUAACCAGCAUCAUGUUCUGGGGGGUGCCUAAGGACCCAGCUGACCAGAAAAUGGAUUUAGGUAAGAUAGAGUUCACAUGGCAGGAAGUGAUGAUUGGCUUCGAAAGCUCCCUCCUCAUGUUCCCCAUCAACCUGAUCAUCGUGCAGAUCUUCAGGAAUAUCCGCCCACGGCCUAACAGAGAGAAGAAGCCAGGGAAAAGUGGGCGUGUGUCCCCAAGUCUACCUACUCCUCCCCAUCAGGCUACCCAGAGCAUGUCACUGACACCUGAGGCUGACAUCAGGCGAAUUGCCAACUCCCUCUUCAAAACCCUCAGGGCUCCAUUCCCUUCCUUGGAGCCUGAUUUGGGGAAGUCUACUGAUAUCAACAAGCUGUUGGCCUUAGUGGAGGACAUUAUCUGUCAGCAGAACAGAGUUGGACAGGAAUUUUACAACGAGAGCAAGAAGAAAGAUGACCCAAUUAUCAUCACUCUCGGCUUGGUGGAUUUACAAGGUCAGUUGACGAGCUGGCAUCCAACCCCAGAGAGAGGGAUGGGUGAAAGGCUGAAACACCGAGACUACAACCGUUGCCUCUACGCACAGCUGCAGAACGUGGAGACAGAGCUGGAACUGCUGGGGGCUCACCGAUUCCAGAAGCCGCAAAGUUACUCUCAGGCUGUACGCCAGGUUCAGCACAUGAAGAACUUCCUGGAAAGCCAGCUGGGCUCUCCUACUCCCAGCCUUCCAGGAGAGGGUAAGAAGGAGGCAGCACCCAAAGGUCUGCCUUGGUGGUGCGUGUUCAUUGGCUGGUUCCUGGUUGCUGCCACGAGCGGCGUGUCUGGAUUCUUCACAAUGCUUUACGGGCUCCAUUAUGGCAAGGAGAACUCCAUCAAGUGGCUCAUCUCCAUGGCCAUCUCCUUCUUUGAAAGCCUUUUCAUCACACAACCACUGAAGGUUUUAGGAUUUGCUGCUUUCUUUGCUCUGGUUCUGAAAAAGGUGGAGCAGGAAGAUGAGGAGAACACAGCCAUUGAGGGACCACUGUCUGCCCCAGGUGACUCAAACCCUCUCUUUGGAACCCGCAGAGACAGCGGAAGCAACAUCUACCAGCCGCCCCCUGCUACCGAUGUUGAGAAAAUGAAGAGCAACCACAUGAAGGAGCAGAAAGCAUUUGCCCUGAUUCGAGAAAUAUUGGCCUAUUUGGGUUUCUUGUGGAUGUUGUUGUUGGUUGCCUACGGCCAGCGUGAUCCUAACUCCUAUUACCUGAACAAGCAUAUCGAGAGUAGCUUCACUGAUGGAUUCCAAGAUAUCUUCAGCUAUCAGGAGUUCUUCAAGUGGGCCAGGACAACUUUAGUCAGCAAUUUAUAUGGCCCGUAUCAAGGCUUCAUCACAGAUGGCAACUCCAAGCUGGUGGGCAGUGCCCGGAUUCGUCAAGUGAGAGUAAAGGGCAACACCUGCCCCAUAGAUCCUCAGCUCCAGCAGACAGUUCGAGAAUGCCAUGCCUCUUAUUCUUUCGACGCAGAAGACACGUCAGACUAUGGGGAACGCUGGAAUGUCUCUUCUGCAGCUAAUUCUUCAGAGCUGAAUUCUGCAUGGCAAUAUCAGAGCCAAACCAAACUGAGAGGGCACCCCAUCUGGGGCAAAAUGGCAGUCUACAGAGGUGGAGGAUAUGUGGUUCACCUGGGGACAGAGUCCCAUAACGCUUCCAGAAUUCUCCAGUAUCUCUUCGACAACAUCUGGCUGGACACCUUUACAAGGGCCGUGUUUGUCGAGUUCACCGUCUACAACGCCAACGUGAACCUGUUCUGCAUCGUAAGCCUCAUGUUUGAAACCAAUGCAUUAGGGGCCUUCUUCACACGUGCUGAGCUGCAGAGUAUCCGGCUUUAUCCAUACACGGAUGGCCUGCAUAUCUUUGUGGUAGCAGCAGAAGUGAUUUAUUUCCUCUUUGUCAUCUACUACAUGGUGGAACAGGGAAAGCUCAUGCGUGCUCUGAAAUGGAACUACUUCCGCAGCAAGUGGAACCUGCUGGAACUGGCCAUCAUCUCCAUCAGCUGGAGUGCUCUGUUGGUGUUUGCACGACGGACCAUCCUGGGUUUAUGGGACAUCAACUACUACCAGGAACAUAAGGAUGAGUUUGCGAGUUUCAAUCAGACGGCGACCAUUGAUGCCAUUCUGGGCUACCUGAUAGCCUUCUUGGUGCUUCUCUCUACCGUGAAGCUCUGGCACCUCCUGAGGCUGAACCCCAAACUGAACAUGAUUACCUCCACCCUACGGAGGGCCUGGGGGGACAUCUCGGGAUUUAUGACUGUGAUCAUCAUCAUGUUCCUCGCCUACUCCAUAGCCACAAACCUGAUCUAUGGCUGGAAGCUGAAUUCUUACAAAACCCUCUUUGAUUCAGCAGAGACCAUGGUCAGCCUUCAGCUAGGAAUUUUCAACUAUGAAGAGGUCCUGGAUUACAACCCCAUUCUGGGUUCAUUCUUAAUUGGCUCGUGCAUCAUUUUCAUGACUUUUGUGGUGCUGAAUCUGUUUAUUUCGGUGAUUCUUGUAGCUUUCAGCGAGGAACAGAAGCAUUACCAGGUCCUGGAUUACAACCCCAUUCUGGGUUCAUUCUUAAUUGGCUCCUGCAUCAUUUUCAUGACUUUUGUGGUGCUGAAUCUGUUUAUUUCGGUGAUUCUUGUAGCUUUCAGCGAGGAACAGAAGCAUUACCAGGUUUGUCUGUACAAGUGUUAA
Gekko japonicus is the source of this 7266-nucleotide messenger RNA. It is a transcript of the gene PKD1L2, whose product is annotated as polycystic kidney disease 1-like 2. Gene Ontology annotation, molecular function: protein binding; carbohydrate binding; calcium channel activity. The record is from RefSeq and is a predicted model, not a curated record. Lineage: Eukaryota; Metazoa; Chordata; Lepidosauria; Squamata; Gekkonidae. Gene Ontology annotation, biological process: detection of mechanical stimulus. Gene Ontology annotation, cellular component: membrane. The transcript has 41 exons.